This is a messenger RNA of Melampsora larici-populina 98AG31, 927 nucleotides long. RefSeq lists its product as uncharacterized. Gene Ontology annotation, molecular function: oxidoreductase activity. The record is from RefSeq and is a predicted model, not a curated record. The transcript is spliced from 8 exons. Lineage: Eukaryota; Fungi; Basidiomycota; Pucciniomycetes; Pucciniales; Melampsoraceae. The coding region runs from base 1 to 927 and encodes 308 amino acids.
AUGACCCCAUUAUUGAUGGCGGCCUCCCGACUGCAAUCAAUCUGUAUCAUACACCAAUCAGCUAACAAUUAUUUACACUGUAGUUGGUUUGUGUUGAAUACCAGUACUUUCAACCACGUCUCGAUAUUCCCUUUAACUUGUAAAGCUUAUCUUCUUCGAAGAUUGAUCUUGGAUCCUGGUUCAUCUCAACAUAAAAUUUGGCGUGAAGGAUGUGGUCUAAUAUUGGAAGCAAUUUUGAAUCAGCUGAUAUGGCGCGAAUUACAAAUCGAAAGAGCUUAUACAAACUUAAAUACCAUUUGUUCAAAUCAAUCUACUUGGAUCGAAUUCUUGGUGAAAUCUUAUUCGGAUGGUGAAGUUUCGAAUUAUUUAAAAAGGUUUAAGUCUACUGACCCAAACCGAUUGAUUGAAAUUAGAGGACCUGAAUUGAAUUGGUGUCAUCCAAAUGAUAAUCUAAAUGAAAUUGUUUUUAUCGUUGGAGGAACAGGAAUCACACCUGUCAUUCAAUUGUUACGUAGGUUUUAUGGUCCUGAACAAAGUCAUGAAAAUUUAACACAUUCGAUUCCGAAAAUGAAGAUCAUAUAUCUUUCAAAAUCAAAAGAUGCGAUUUAUUUAAAUGAAGAACUUUUAAAGUAUUCCAAUCUUGAUUCAAAUCUUGAAAUUCACAAAGUGAUUACACAACCUUCUUGUGAUAACCAAUCGAAUGUGUUGGUUGAUAAGAUUGGGAAAUUGGAGAUUAAUGAUUUGAAGAAGUGGAUUGGAAUGGGGUCUGAUCAGAUCAAUCGUCAAAGGAUCAUACUUGUUUGUGGACCUGAUUCGAUGGUCAAAGCUAUUGCAGGUUCAAAAGGCUCUGAUAUGGUCUCACAAGGUGAAUUAGGUGGAAUGUUGAAAGAAUUAGGCUAUCAUCAAGAAGAAGUUUAUAAACUUUAG